This is a messenger RNA of Anthostomella pinea, 2088 nucleotides long. The record is from the annotation of a GenBank genome assembly. Lineage: Eukaryota; Fungi; Ascomycota; Sordariomycetes; Xylariales; Xylariaceae.
AUGCCGGACGACGUUGAGCCAAACGGGACCGAGGUCUCAGAUGUCAUGUCUGACAACGAGAACGACCUCGACGACGGCGAACAUCCCAUCAAAGACGACGACGACGAGAAGAUGCCUGAUUCCAACACUUCGCCAGAGGCCGGCGCCGAAAAUUCGGGAGAGGUGAAGAAGAAAUAUGAUCCCAAAGAUCCCCAUCGUCCUCGGCGCAAGAAGGCCAGACGUGCGUGUUUUGCUUGUCAGCGGGCGCAUCUGACGUGCGGAGAUGAGCGGCCUUGCCAGCGAUGCAUCAAACGCGGUCUGGCCGAAGCUUGCCAGGACGGCGUCCGCAAGAAGGCGAAAUAUCUACAUGAUGCUCCCGCGGACGCGUUGCGCCCAGUAUUGGGACCAAACUACAACCCCAGUGCGGCCCCGAAGCAAACCAACGGCGGGCAUCAUUCCAAUGGUGCUUCCGAAGGUCCCACGUACUUUUCGCAGGCUACCACCGCCCCAUCUUACCCCAUGUUUACCGGCGUCGCUCAGAGCCAGGUGACAGGACUGCCGGAGGGCAUGCCCUUCGGGGGCCAACAUUCGCCGGUCACGCCCAGAUUCCAAGCUCACAAUGGCAACAGCUCGGCACAGAUGGCCGCCAUGGCGGGACCUUCUCCGGUAUCAGGCGAGAUGCCAAACCACUUCUCCACAGCCAUGUUCGACCCAAGCAAUCCGGCAAUAUUCAAUUUCGACCUGGAAGGUCUGAACUUUGGAAGUCACUAUGGUGCUCUCGAGUUCGGCAUGCUCAAUCACAUGUCUUCUGGUGCUGCAGAGACACCGCCGAGGGAGGCUGUAUCUCACCCGCCCGGACAUGACGUGGGCUAUGGCCAUUCGGCUAUGUUUCCAAACGGUGUCGGCAAUCAAUACAACCACAUGUAUGAUCAAGGCAUGGUCGAGAACUUCAUGAAUGUGGACCAAAAUAGCAAUGCAUACCCGCAAGGAAGUCUGCAGCAUGGGCUACCUCACGCGUACGCCAUAGCAGCAGCCGGGCCGACACCCAAUAGUUUUUCCAGUCCAGGGACAGACAACACGUCAAGCCCACAGCCGACCAGCUACGGGUUCGAUAAAUCGCCAACCAGCUGUAGUUAUACACCGGCCAGUACUCAGUCGAUGGCUCAGCCUCCUAGGCCGAAACCGAAGCCUCACAAUGCAAACAACAAGGUUGGGCCGCAGGCCUUGCUGGGGAAACGGCAACGUGAUCCGUCUUCGAUAUACGAGACGGUCAAUGAGCCAUACCCAUAUUUGACGGGGUUCCACAACCUCAUCACAUUUGUUCAGCGUCGAUUCUCAGCGAACAAGACGCUGCGCAUCGCCAAGUCACUUGCGAGCAUCCGACCAUCCUUCAUCGCCUGCACAAGGCAUCUCAACAGACAAGACCUCAUUUUCAUGGAGAAGUGUCUCCAACGGACUUUGUUCGAGUACGAGGACUUCAUGGGGCACUGCUCAGCGCCGACGAUCGUUUGCCGGAGAACGGGUGAAGUGGCGGCUGUGAACAAAGAAUUCAUCGCUCUCACGGGGUGGACGAAGGAUGUGCUGUUGGGCAAGGAGCCUAAUGGAAAUGCCAACACCGGGCGAUCCGGGUCGGAAUCAGGCACUCUCAGUAAUUCGAGCAGAGCAGAGUUUACAACGCCGCGACUGAAGACUGUUCAACCUGAUACAGGCAACGGGUCUGAUGGGGCUCUGCAGCCAGUCUUCAUCGCCGAAUUCAUGGAUGACGACAGCGUUAUCCAAUUCUACGAAGAUUUCGCUCAACUGGCUUUCGGGGACAGCCGAGGGCACGUGACGAGGAAAUGUCGACUGCUGAAGUACCGAACGAAAGAAAUGAACGACAGCAUCGCGAAUGAGGAGUCGCCUCAGCGGGAAAAGCGAAGCAGCAUCCUCAGUAAACGAGUCACCAAGAUAGAUGGUGAACACGGCAUAUCGAAGCUUGAGAAGGACGGCAAGAUUGACUGCACGUUCUGCUGGACAAUCAAACGUGAUGUCUUCGAUAUCCCUAUGCUGAUCGUCAUGAAUUUCCUGCCGUGUUACUACCGUACCCAAGAUCAGCACCUCGCAGUGUAA